Trypanosoma grayi is the source of this 357-nucleotide messenger RNA. RefSeq lists its product as hypothetical. The coding region runs from base 1 to 357 and encodes 118 amino acids. NCBI's taxonomy places the organism in Eukaryota, Euglenozoa, Kinetoplastea, Trypanosomatida, Trypanosomatidae. The transcript has a single exon. Gene Ontology annotation, biological process: microtubule-based movement. Gene Ontology annotation, molecular function: microtubule motor activity; microtubule binding; ATP binding. The record is from RefSeq and is a predicted model, not a curated record.
AUGCUGCAGUACCCGUUGACGGGGCAUGGACGAACCUCUAUUAUUGUCACUGUUCGGCCAGAUAGUCCCAACAUGCUAGAAGGUGUCUGUACACUCAAGUCUGGUCUGAGGGCGCAGAAAGUGGAGGCGCAGGUGACGCCCUCUGGGUACGGCAACAAGGUUCUGGAUGUUAAGGCCAAAUUGCAGCAGGUGCGUCGCAAGAAUGUGACACUGGGGCCACCAUCUACAGCGUGCUGUCGCUGGGAGGCAGCGAUGACGACAGAACUCGAUGCAAGGGUGGUGGAGGUAAACUCGCGGAGAAGACAUGCUUUGGACCACCUGAAAUGCGUCAGUGAGGUGGAGCAGAAGCUUGGCUAG